Triplophysa dalaica is the source of this 372-nucleotide messenger RNA. RefSeq names its product insulin-like 5a (gene insl5a). Gene Ontology annotation, molecular function: hormone activity. Lineage: Eukaryota; Metazoa; Chordata; Actinopteri; Cypriniformes; Nemacheilidae. The coding region runs from base 31 to 372 and encodes 113 amino acids. The record is from RefSeq and is a predicted model, not a curated record. Gene Ontology annotation, cellular component: extracellular region. The transcript has 2 exons.
UAGAAUAGGAGUGAGUUCAUUCAAGCCACGAUGAAAAUGCUGCAUGCUCCAACGUUGUUGCUGCCAGUUCUGCUGCUGUGGGCUGUGUGUAGCGUGUCUCAUGUGCAGGCGGAGGUAAAGACCGUCAAGCUGUGUGGCCGAGAGUUCAUCCGGGCGGUCGUCUACACCUGUGGGGGUUCUAGGUGGAGGAGGUUGAGCAGUCCGCAGGAUAUGGAAGAAGAGUCAAGGCUUUUCAAUGGAGAUCCGAGCAGUACUGAAGAUCUUAGUGAGGCUGUGGGAUCUGACCUGACCAGACGAGACAUAAAUAAUGUAAUGACAAACAUCUGCUGUCAGGUUGGCUGUAAGAAGAGUGACCUUUCGUUUCUCUGCUGA